Molecule: messenger RNA, 1197 nt
Organism: Cynara cardunculus var. scolymus (artichoke)
Lineage: Eukaryota; Viridiplantae; Streptophyta; Magnoliopsida; Asterales; Asteraceae
Exons: 2
Coding region: 1-1197 (398 amino acids)
Biological process (GO): proteolysis
Molecular function (GO): nucleic acid binding; zinc ion binding; aspartic-type endopeptidase activity
Source: RefSeq, a predicted model, not a curated record
AUGUUUGUAAAAGAUAAGGCUUCAGGGAAGAGAAAGAUGGAGGAACCUACACGAAGGCAGUCUGGGGGAAGAAUGGGAAAGGCUCUGAAAAUAUCAGGAAACUACGUGAUUCAGACUCAAUCAACAGAGAAGGAGAAAAGAACUUAUCAAAGGUGUGAGAAGUGCAAUAAACAGCAUGCCGGACGAUGUAUUAUCUGUCAAAAAUACAACAAAGGAGAUCACUAUGCCAAAGAUUGCAGGAGCACAGGAAGGCGGGCAUGUUUCGAGUGUGGAAGCCCAGAUCACUUUCGGAAUGCAUGUCCACGAUGGAACCAGAGACCGAACACUAACCAAGCACGACCAGCCAACCAAGGGAAUCAAGGAGGUCCGGCAAGAGGCCGAUUGUUUGAGAUUGGAGCUGAGGAAGCAAGGCAGAAUCCAGAUGUAGUUACAGGUACGUUUCUCUUAAAUAAUCAUUACGUAUCUGUACUAUUUGAUUCUGGAGCGGAUAGGAGUUUUGUGUCAUUAGAUUUUAGACCAAAAAUAAAUCUAAGACCUCAAAGGUUGAAAGAAGUAUACAUCAUUGAAUAUGCCAACGGUCAAGAGUGUAAGGCCAAAGACAUAAUAAUGGAUUGCACUUUAAACUUGACUAGUAGGGAUUUUCGUAUAGAUUUAAUCCCGAUCCAACUAGGAAGUUUUGACAUAAUUGUGGGCAUGGAUUGGUUAUCCAAGAAUCGAGCUGAAAUUAGUUGUUUCGAGAAGAUCGUUCGAAUUCCGUUACCCGAAGGAGGAAUACUCGAAGUACACAGAGAGAAACCCAAAAGGGGUAUUAAAAUAGUGACGUGUUUGAAGAUGCGAAAGUAUUUGAGAAAGGACUGCAUUGCCUUUCUAGCUCACGUUAUGGAUAAGAAAGCUGAAGAAAAACGCGUUCAAGAUAUUCUUAUAAUUCGGGAUUUUCCCGAAGUAUUCCCAGAUGAAUUGCCUGGAAUACCCUCACCAAGACAAGUUGAGUUCCACAUAGAACUAAUUCCCGCGGUUGCACCCAUGGCAAAAGCACCAUAUCGGUUAGCACCAUCUGAGAUGAAGGAGCUAUAUAGUAACUGUAGUGAGCUAGGUAGCCUAUCUAGGGCCGACAAUAGGCAGUCACUAGGCAGCUCUGAGGUUCAAAGUAGUCAAGGUCUUCCUCGGGAAGGUGAUCUUGAUAGAGUUACCAGUUGA